UGACAAGUUCUCAGGCGGAAGUGCUCCAGUGAAGUCGACUGUCGGCGCCGGCUGCAGGUCGUGACCAUGGUGGUGAAACAGUGUCAUCCGCGACUCAAGCUCUUUGUCUUGAACCGACCAGAGAAGAAGUUGUCUGAGCCUCCUGCUUUUAACCGGAACAGAGCGGGCAGGUCCUCCGCCACCGUCUCGACUGUGACGGCCGGGAACACAUCACGGAGUCUCCGGGGUUUUGCUGCGGCAGCUCGGUGCGGCUGUGAGGAGCAGCCGCGGGGAGAGAGGCGAGCUGCUGGACGGAGGAUCUCACAGGUUUCUGCCGGGGCCCACAUGUCUGUCAGAGAGUUGAGCACCUCUGUCAGAACCUUCCAGUACGAUCUGAAACCAGAAGUACCUAACUCUGAAGGCAGGAAGCUGUUUUUUGACACGCAUGCGGUGGUACGACUCUUUGAAGACAAUGGUUUCACAACUCAGCAAGCUGAGGUGAUGGUGAAAGUGCUGGUGAGGAUGACCGCCUCCAACAUGGACGUCAUCUAUUACGACAUGGUCACCAAAGUGCAGCAGGAGAUUAUGCUGCAGCGUGUGAUGUCUCAGAUUGCAUCUGUGAAGAAGGACAUGAUCAUUCUUGAGAAGAGCGAGUUCUCCACUUUGCUGGCAGAGAACGAGAAACUCAAGAUCCAAAUACUGCAGCUGAAAGUCGGACUGUCUGAUAUCAUGAAUAAAGUUCGCUCAGACACUAUUUUGGACAUGAAUUUAGAGAAAAGCCGUGUAAAGGAACUGAAAUCCCAGCACGAGAAGAUGCUUCUGGAAAUGCGAACUGAAAUCAUGGAAAUGACUGCUGAGCAAGAUCGUCAUUUGACUCAGACCAACAUGAAAAUAGACACUGAAGCAGCCGGUUUGAAAACCAUGUUGGAGUCACACAAACUGGAUACAAUAAAAUACCUUGCAGGUUCUGUGUUCACAUGUCUCACUGUAGUCCUGGGUUUCUAUCGUAUUUGGAUGUAAACUGUUAUCAGGACACAGAAACUCCAGCAUUCCUCUGGAAGCCCAGUAUUUCAUUUCAACCAGUCACCAGGCCCUGCACUGGAUAUCAGGGUGGGCCAUCAGAGGAGAACCACACAAGCAACUGUUUACCUGCAGUAAAACAUGAACUUUCAGCAUCUCCUCUGAAUCUGUCAGCAUUCAGAGACCAAUUCCUUCUCACGUCUGACCUUAUUUUGUUGCAUUUCAUUGAUCAGAAUUUUUGUUUGUGCUCCUUAAUACCUUAUUCUAUCAUCAUUUUCUGAUAUGAUAAACUGAGAAGAAGAAGCAAAGGAAGGAACAUAAUUACACCAGUUUUUUACAGACAUACAAUCUCUUAAUAAAUAGCAAAUACUUGAUGUUUUAGCUGCCUAGAGAUAUUUCAUCUGCUGUUACUUUGUUGAUUUAUAAUUUCUCAACAGUGCACAGUGAUAAAGAAGUGCCAGUCAAGUCUACCUUUAUGAAUGAUAUAUAAUAGUGUUUGCAGCUGAAGUUAAACUUUUUAAGGGGUAUGUAAAUAUUUUAUUUAUGGGCAUAAUAUGCUGUAAAAUAAGCUGUCGGUCUGGAACUCAAAAGGGAUUAAUGUAAUUUAUGCAACCACUAUAUUAUCACAUAUAUUUUACUUUAAUUGAUCAUUCUAGCUGUUUUAACUGGAUUUUUGGACUUAUGUUGUUUGAAUGAAAUUAAUAAAUAAAUAUGCACUGAGCUAACAUGA
Molecule: messenger RNA, 1729 nt
Organism: Pleuronectes platessa (European plaice)
Lineage: Eukaryota; Metazoa; Chordata; Actinopteri; Pleuronectiformes; Pleuronectidae
Gene: mcur1
Product: mitochondrial calcium uniporter regulator 1
Exons: 9
Coding region: 67-999 (310 amino acids)
Biological process (GO): calcium import into the mitochondrion; positive regulation of mitochondrial calcium ion concentration
Cellular component (GO): mitochondrion; mitochondrial inner membrane
Source: RefSeq, a predicted model, not a curated record